AUGUUUUUCACCGGAAGUCUCUUUCGUCUCCACACCCUUGAGAUCUCUCCAUCGCUUCCUGGAGGAAAUCUCAGAUUCACUGUUUCUUACUCCGACUACGUGGCCCAAAACCUAGCCACCGCCUCCGGAAAAUCCAAUACAUGCCGAAUUUUUCACGAGGUUUUUUCUCAUCCUCGUAUAUUCCAGAAUCCCGACCGAGAUCCCGUCGCCGGGUACGGUCCGGCAGCAACGGCGGGUUCAAGGUGUUCGGUUUCGGCGUAUGCCACUCUUGCAUGUGAUUUUCUUGGCGUUGAGACCUCCUCUAAACCUUCUCCCCUCGUUGUUGGAUUCAUCUCGUUGGUAAAGUCAACGGCUACCGGUGGUGGCGUUGGUGGUGGUUCUGGGGUUUUUGGGAUUUUGCCGUUGAAGGCGUCUUCCAUGAUUCCGUUUUUCCAAGGGUCGAAGUGGCUCCCAUGUAACGAGAUUAACAGUACGGAGGUUGAUAAAGGCGGUACUAGCUCGACGAAGUCCAAUCAGACUACUACUGAUUGCGUGAAAACCUGCAAUGUUGCAAGUACCAAAAUCAUCGUUGAGAGGAACAAUUGGUUUUCAAAACUAUUAAGUGUUUGCUCCGAUGAUGCUAAGGCUGCCUUCACCGCUUUGAGUGUCAGUAUCUUAUUCCGAUCGCAAUUGGCUGAACCAAGAUCCAUCCCCUCUGCAUCCAUGAUCCCUACCCUUGAUGUGGGUGAUCGCAUAAUGGCCGAAAAGGUUUCAUACAUCUUUCGGAAGCCAGAAGUUUCAGAUAUUAUGAUCUUCAAGGCUCCUCCCAUUCUUCAGGGUCCACUUCCAGUGAAAAACAUUGUGGGUAGGUUAUAUGCAGUGAUUAGUUUUGAAACUUUAUGGAUCAUGGAUCUGUCAUCUGGUAUCAUUCAAGAAGUGGUCAAAGGAUCUUCAAAGAUUAUAGAGAUCUGUGGACAUUUGAUAAAGGAGAAAUCAUCCCUCGUAAAAGAAAUACUGCCUAGUCAGCAGCUGCCACAAAAUAAUUUCUCGGUGGAGGGUAUUUCACGUGCGGGUCUGCUUUAUUCUGUGUUUCUUGCAGAAACUUUGGAUGUUGUUCAAGACAUUGAUUGGGUCAUUUCUCUUGGAAAUGCUUUUGCAAAGCAGUAUGAGCUUUAUACAUAUGAUGAUGAGCAUUCUGCACUACUUCACAGGCUUAUUUUGGUGCUGGAUUAAGUGGAGUUCUAGCUUGGUGUGUGCGAGUGGGAAGGAACCAACCCAAUGCCCCCGGAGUUCUGGCACCUUCCAUCUUUACUUCCUAUGUAUCCAGGGUCUUGUUCAAUGAUUUAGUUGUGUUUGCUCUAAGGGAGAUCAACUUAUCAAAAGUAACCUUCUCAACAACAACAUUCUACUUAAGCAAGUGAGUAAUCAAGAUUAAGGGAGACUUGUAAUCAUGUUUGAAAUUCCUUUCCAGUAAGAAACAGAGUUGUAUGAUUAUUUGUUAGUUUUAUAUGAAUGUAUAACCCAUGUUAGCAAUGUAUUAUUUUUGUUUA
This is a messenger RNA of Lactuca saligna, 1529 nucleotides long. The record is from the annotation of a GenBank genome assembly. Lineage: Eukaryota; Viridiplantae; Streptophyta; Magnoliopsida; Asterales; Asteraceae.